Molecule: messenger RNA, 7319 nt
Organism: Carassius gibelio (silver crucian carp)
Lineage: Eukaryota; Metazoa; Chordata; Actinopteri; Cypriniformes; Cyprinidae
Product: protein Shroom3
Exons: 9
Coding region: 1277-6286 (1669 amino acids)
Biological process (GO): actin filament organization
Cellular component (GO): apical junction complex; adherens junction; apical plasma membrane
Molecular function (GO): actin filament binding
Source: RefSeq, a predicted model, not a curated record
UCAAAUAAAUACAGUUUAGGGCUGCACGAUUAAUCAUGAUUUAUCGCCUUUGCAAUUUAAUCUUGAUUAAUCAUGCAGCCCUAAAACAGUUAUUGUGAGCAUAGGAAACUUCUUUAGAAAAAACAACAAUAAAAAUGAACGGUGUUGUGUAUAUAUACCUGUAUACAUAAUGAAAUUACAUGCUGUUCCAUCACCAUCGAGGUAUGUUUAGUGCAUGGAAGUAUGCAAAUUGUGAUCUCCUCCAUCACCACUAUAUCUAACAGACACCUCUCUAGACAGACAGUAUUUAGCAAGCAUCUCCAUCUCCUCUCGAAGCCCACCAUUCCCGCCUAAUCCAGUUCUCCAAUUUCAGCUUCCUCUCAGAUCAGACAGAUUAGUGCAGUUGACGAGCCGCGUUCCCAGGGAUCAGAUAAGGUUUCUUCAGCAGGACACACCCUCUGCAGUCUGGCCCAGCCGGGGAGGCGACGAGAAGGCCCGAGAGAGACGGUUUUGGGAUUUUUGUGUGGGUAAGACCCUUUGGAUUCCCUAGGAGUCAGGUUACCAUGAGAGCGCAAUGUGAAGCGUCUCUCCUGGGAAUGAUGGGAUGCCAUGGAAAUCAGCAGGUAUUGUACUCGGGUGAUGGAAAACCACAGGUUCUUCUGAGGGUGAACGGAGUCAAUAUGUCACCACGUCGCUCGCGUCCAGUGGCCUUGUUCUGCAGACAGGUGAAGACACCUGUGCUAUUACACCUGCCCAUAUUCCCUGCAGGCCCGGAGACGGCUGUCAGCGACACAUGAAAGCAACCCUGCAACCCACCCCAACUAUGGCCUUCCUGUUCCCAUAAUGCCUUCUGGGCACGGAUAGGCUUGUUGACUUGUCUGGGAUCACGUGGAUGAUCACAAUGAUGAAGAGGGAGAAAAGAAAGGAAGAGAGGAAGAUGCACACAGAGGCCAGUCUUUGUUUGAUGUUAUGAACGCAUGCUAUCAUGUGUGCACAUUUGCUUCUGGAUGUCUCUGCGGUGCGUUAUUUUACUACUUAUCCCAGUGUCUUUUAUAUCCAACACUUUUUACACUUUCAGUCCAACAAAGGAAGCUUUUACCUCCAUAUCUUAGUUUUUGAAAUAUGUUUGUCCAGCGCUGGCGAGGACAGGAUGUUUGUUCUAGUUCUUAUCGUGACUUUUUAAUGACGCUUAAUUGCGUGUUUUAAACGUUCUUUGCGUUGAACAAACUGCGCCUUGCCAUCCUUGCAGCUGCUUUGCAUUUUACUCUCAGUUUAUCAGAAGACAGCUAAAGACGGCAUGGAGCUGUUCGGGGCAUUUUACCGCAAAAAGCUGCGGAGGAAGCAGAAAACGAACCUCGGAAGAUCAGACGGGGCGCUUUGCAAGGUGCCGCCGGAGACCAGCGUCAACGGUCUGGCCACGGGGUUGAUCUCUAAAGUGCUGAGACUGACUGGAAGACGGAGUGAGCCUGGAUCUCGACCUCAUUCUUGGCAUUCUACAAAGCUUGGCGAUAGCCCUCAGGACUCAGAAAGCAUGAUGCAAGUCACCCAGGGUGGUGUGGGAGCCCCCUGGCACCAAAGCUACCACUCCAGUGCCUCAACCACAGACCUAUCGGGAUUUGAGACAGGAUUCCUUAGGAAGAGCCCAGAUCAGUACAGUUCCCGGGGCAGCAUGGAGAGCCUAGACCACACUCACCCAGCGUACAGCUCCUGCUAUCAACUAUCAGCAUCCAAAUCCUCCAGUAGCAUUGAUCAUCUGCACAGCAAGCGGGAUUCUGCAUACAGUUCCUUCUCGACCAGCUCCAGCAUCCCAGAGUAUCUUACGGCGGCACCGUCGUUUAACAAGGAGAGGUCUUAUUCCAUGGAGAACGUUCCACAGAGGGAGGGGAUGCAGCAAGCUGAUAUACGCUACAUACGCACUGUGUACGACCCCCAACAGGGUGUGUCUGAAGAGCAUGAGAUCAGCUCUGCAGCCCUUAUGAGAUCCAGUGACAGCAGAGCACAGUCUAGAAGUGGGAACGUCUCAGGCCAGAUCUGUCAUCGUGGCAGCAGUAGUAGUGGAAGCAGUGGGAGUAGCGGAAGCACCUCCAGCUCACAACGCCACAGUGUUGGGCCAGUCUGGGAUUCAGUGCACAACCGGCACUCCUAUGAGAACAUAAAGGGGGCUCCAGCCCCUCCAUUACGCAGUGACAGCUAUGCAGCAUAUCGCAAUCAUGAGCGUCCCAACUCCUGGUCGAGUCUUGAACAUGUUCGGUCGCAGCGGGGACUUCACAAGGGUUCCUGGCAUCAUUCGAGUGGUUCUGUGGCAACAGGAAAGUCCUCGUUUGGUGCUGAAGGUCAGUUGCACACAGUCAUAGAAAAAAGCCCUGAAAGUAGCCCAACCACCAAACCCAAACAGAGUUUUCCUCAGGCUACACAACCCGGUCGCUUCAUGUUACCCACUAGCAUCUACCCUGUUCCACCUCCUGAGCCUCAUUUUGCACAAAUUCCAACCAGCAACCCAAACUCUGGGAGUGUAUACCCAGCACUGGCCAAGGAGAGUAAGCACAACAAUCACUGUGACCACUUGGGUGGACCAGUGAAAGAGGACCGUGUCAUUGUUGAAAACGGAUACCAAAGCAAUGCUCCUAUCUCAAACCCAGUCCAAGCUCAUGUUUCGGCACAACCAAAGCUCCCCGACCGAGUACAAGAAGACACUCAAGUCAAACCUGUUUUUUAUCGGCCUCAUUCGCACCCAGAAAUUCAGAAGUCACAAGUGCCAUAUCUACCCCAGGAAAGGAGGGACCCUUACACCCCUGUACAACCAAGAGGAGAGAGACCUAAGUUCUCUCUUGGUAUGGAGGAUUACGACAACUACAGGCCACCUCAAGAUAAAGAACAAAACAAAUGCAAAGAGCAAAGCAUCCAUCUAGACCAAGUUUUCACUGGGAAAGUCUCACAGGAACAAGUUGCUCAAACAAACAGAGGAAACUUCAUGCAAUCUCAAGGAAGUGACCACAUGGUCAAACCUUCAAGGCACUACAGUGAAACUAGUGCUCUCCAACAGAGAGGUCAAGACCUGGAUCACCCCCUGACCAGACUGGAGAAUGCACUUGCUGAGGUUCAACGAUGCACCAGUCCCGAGAGUACAACUAGCCAAUCCAGUUUCCAAAGUGAGCGUAGCAUGUCCGUGCUGGAGAAAGUAAGUCGUUUUGAGAGACAGCAAGUAAAACCUCGCAGUCAUAGCAGCCUCUCCCACCAUGGUUCUACGAAUCGUCCGAGCCAAACGCCACGACCUUCCAGUGCCAAGAGCUCCUUCUCUGGUGUAGAGGAUGUGCGCAACAUGUUGGAGAGAAGCAACAGCUCGGUUCCUCAUGGGAGGACUCAAAGUACUUCUAGCAUGGCAAGUUAUGAUGGACACAUGAAUGUGCAUCAAGAUUUCCUACCUAGACGUGGGAGUAGUGAUCAUAUCCAACAUCGACAGCAACAACAGCCUGUUGUUGCCCAUAAGACCUGUCUUCAAAGAAGUAAGAGCACCUUUCAGCUUGGUGAGGGGAAUGGAAAAGACAUCCAUGGGAAAGGUGACAUUCAUGACAUCUUGGGCACCAUCCAAGAUACAUCUUUUAACAGAGCAUAUCGAGACAGCAUUAAAGAUGCCCAGUCUACUGUUCUGAGGUCAACUUCCUUCAGAAGACGUGACCUUGGUGUAAACCCUCCACCAGUGCCAGCGAAACACAUGUCUUUAGAACGAAGUCCAAAACCAGCUACAACAUCCCCACACACUCCAAAGGAACGUCAUGUUGUUCCUGUUGAAGCACCAAACAGAACCUCUCCUCCUGACCUCCCCAGUGUCCCAGCUGCUGGACCCCCAGUUAUGCGGAUCUGUGGACGCAAACGAUUCACAAUGGAGCAAAGGAAGCGAUGCUAUUCUGAGCCUGAAAACAUGCAUGAAGUUGGAGUGUUGACUCAGGAAACCAAUCAGGCUGACAGGAAGGUUCAACAACAGUUUCUGGCAAGUGAGACGAGUGUUGCGAACAGACGCAGGAUGUUUGAGCAGGUGGCAAAUCGUAACCCUGACCCCAGAAUUUUCUCCUCCAGGCCUGAUUUGAAGCAAGUGCAACAAGAUGCACUUGUUGAGUAUAUGGAGCGCAAAACAGGUAGAAGAGUAGACGGACGUUCAAACCGCCCACAUAGCGCUUAUCUACACUCCGCUUCUUCCUCUUCUGCUGACUCGCGAAGCCUCAUCUCCACCCCAAGUAUGAGCUCUUUGCAAGAGCCAGCAUAUGAUGGCCUCACUCGUGUUAUACAUAAAUCCUCCACCCUUUCAGCUGGAAUGCAAAGCUCCUUUUACCCCCUUAGGGGAAGCCAAACCCACACACGGUCUGAGGUUUUUGGCCAACAGUCAGAAGCCACAAAUCCUGAAUCUCACAAAACAGGCCCAGUCCUGACCAGACAUACCCUUCCACAGCACUUGGAAGCCACUUUUGAGAGAGUCUCCUCUGCCAGAAGCUCAGGAAGGUCAGCUUCAGCUGAGGAUUUGCUUGACCGUAGUGAAGAACGCCCUAUUUCUCAGCACUUUCGAUCCAGGUCAUCUCCUGUGGAGAACUUUAGUCAGGACUUCUUAGCCAGAGACCUUCAGUCGUUGAGAGUUUCCUCCAAGGAAUCCUUUGAAAACAGGGUGUUGGUAAACAUGGGACACAAACAGCCGUCAAGUUCAGCACAUAUGGAGAGGAGUUACCAGCCAAACCAGGGUCCUGUCCAGCAAAACGCACCUGUGUUGAGGCGUGAGCGUCAGAGACAUUCGGACCGGCCUAGAGCGCAGAGUGCUUCAGGUCUGGCUGCAUCUGUGGGACUCCCUUGCCCUUUGACCUCUCCAGGCCUUGACUGGAAUAACGGAGACAGACUGUAUCAGCCCAACCUGGACUCUAUUGCAUUUCCCGAAACUGGCCCACAUAGUCAGAGGAGUCCAGUGGGAAUGCUGCGGCAAGACUCCAGCGACACCAGCACUUCUGAAGACACCCUGAAGAACUUCCCGUGUCCGGUGGCCACUUCCUCACCUCCACACCCAGAGGUCACUGGGUCACAACUUGAUUCAAGGCUGCCCAAGAGCCAGGUUUCCCUAACAAAGCCACCUCUCUCUCUUCGGAUCUCAGAUUCUAACCUCGUAGAUGUUCAGAGUGUGUCUCAAGAAGAUGAUGAAGUGUUUUUUGUGCCUCCACCGCCACCACCGCCUGCACUGCCCAUCAGAGUGACCGAGAUUACGGAGGACUUCCCGCCUCCUCCGCCAGUCGAGGAGAACGUGGAGGUGUCUUUCCAGCAUCCGGGACUAUUACAGCCCAUCAGCAGCCGUGAGAGUCUGACUGACGCUGACGCCUCUCAACCCCAGUCGCCCGUCAGCGCUCCUCCAGAGCAGGACGCCUCUGAGAUCCUGGGACCGGACUACCAUCUUCUGUCCAGACGAGAGCGGACACAAGCCGAGCUGCUCGUGGAGACGUUAGCCCGAGAGCUGGUGAGCCACGACGAAUCCCUCACCUCGCUCCUGGACACCUGGGCGAGUAAAACCACCCUGGAUCUGAUGGAGGACAUCUUCCCAUCACACAGCAGCCAUCUGAGUGACAGGGCUCAGGAUGGUCCAGAUACUCCCUCUGAGACUGCUCCAAGAAAAAUGGAAACCAACCUGGAUGACGAGGAAGAGCACUUGAAUCAGAAAAAGGUGGAGCUGUUGCACGCGCUGCAGGUGAGCGUGCGGUCGCUGCAGGGAGAGAGAGACGGACUCUCGGAGCAGCAGAAGCGCUUCACAGCUCUAGGCGACAGCAUUGAGGCUUUAGUUCAGCAGCGCUGCAAACCCAACGAGAGAGAGAAGUACCGCAUGUUCGUCGGAGACCUGGAGAAGAUCGUCAACCUGCUGCUGUCGCUGAGCGCUCGACUCGCCCGCGUGGAAAACGCCCUCAGCGCGCUGGACGACGACGCUGCGGAGGAGAGGGAAUCGCUGCAGCUGAAGAGGAAGCAGUUGUGCAGUCAACAGGAAGACGCUCGCGAGCUGAAGGAAAACCUGGACCGGCGCGAGCGAGUGGUUCUGGACAUUCUGGCGGGUUACCUGAACGGCCCCCAGCUGCGCGACUAUCAGCGUUACAUCCGCAUCAAACCUGCCCUUCUGAUUCGCCAGCGCCACCUGGACGAGCUCAUACGGCAGGGGGAGGAGCAAGUACAGAAGCUGGAGGAGACCCUCCCCCUUGAGUCCCGCCCACAGAACACUGACUCCGCCCCCCAAACUCCACAUUGUUUUAACUCCACCCACUUGCCACGUCCCACCACUGUGACCUCACUCUGACUCCGCCCAUCAUAGAAUGACGUCGCUUGCAGCCGAGGACGAAUCAGAAUCAAUGCAAUGCACACUAAGAAGUGCCUUAAAUGAAGGAGACUAUUUCUGACUUUUUAAAGUGUGGAAGACAAGAACUGUGUUUUAUCGACACUAAACAAAUGCACAGUGCAUUCACACUACACACUACACAUAUAGCACAUCACUGAAGUACAAUGCUAAUUCAAUGGCACCGAAUGCCUCGUUGUGAUUGGCCGAAACACAAAUCAUUUCCAGCCCUGAGCACUUUGGAACACGUGAACCACUAGGACGUCACAAAGACAAGAAACUAUUGAACACGCAAACACUUUCGCUCUAUUUGAAAUUCCUGCCGUCGAUAAAAGCGACAGCUGAUUAUUUAUGAUUUUAUGUGGUUUAGAAACUAUUUUGUACUCUGUACGUUGCUGUAUAUACUGAAUCCCCUCGUGAUUUGAAAAUCUAGAUGGUUAAAAAGCAGAAUAGAUAUUGUAUUUUUGUAAGCAUAUGACUAGCGAGGGUGGUUUUGGCCGGCUUUAACAGGUGCUAUUAUACCUAAAUCAGAAAAAACAAUGAUGGUUCAUCAGCACUUGAACACAGUAUCAGUACAUUUGUUUCGAUAUUGAUUAGGAUGCAAAAAUGAUGAAUAUUAUUCACAACUCCGCUCCAUGCAGGGUGUUUUCUACUUCUUGGUUUGGAUCACAAUGCACAUGCCCAAAAUAUUUUGCCAGUAUAUUUUAUUUUAUUUGAAUUUGUGGUUGUUUUUUAAUUUGGAGAACAUCUUUCUUUACGAAAUAUCUACCCCCUGCACAUCUGUAUGAAAAGGCCGUGAUAGCAGCAAACUGUAGAUGCUCGUAUUAGAAGCAUUUAUAUCAGAUUGUUCUUGUAUAAGAGGCAGAACUGCUGUUGUGAACCGAUGCACAUGCUAUUGUUCUGGUUUUUUGUUUUGUUGGGGCUAAUCUGAAGAAACUGUUCGGCCAUGCUUUACACUGUUUAAAAGCAAAAAGUCAAAAUAAAUUAUUUUUUAAAA